Molecule: messenger RNA, 1833 nt
Organism: Spathaspora passalidarum NRRL Y-27907
Lineage: Eukaryota; Fungi; Ascomycota; Pichiomycetes; Serinales; Debaryomycetaceae
Gene: LEU42
Product: Leu42p
Exons: 1
Biological process (GO): L-leucine biosynthetic process
Cellular component (GO): mitochondrion
Molecular function (GO): 2-isopropylmalate synthase activity
Source: RefSeq, a predicted model, not a curated record
AUAGUAAGAAAGUAUCCAUCAUGCCUAUGUUAGCCGAUCCUUCUGUCAAAUAUAAGAAAUUUCCUGACGUUCAUUUACCUAAUCGUCAAUGGCCAUCCCGGUCAUUGAACAAGACCCCCAGAUGGUUAUCCACUGAUUUAAGAGAUGGUAACCAAUCCUUACCUGAUCCAAUGUCAAUUUCUGAAAAGAAACAAUAUUUCCAAAAGUUAGUUGAAAUCGGGUUUAAGGAAAUCGAAGUUGCCUUCCCGCUGGCUUCCCAAAUUGAUUUUGAUUUCACCAGGUUUGCUGUUGAAACUGCUCCUGCUGAUGUUUCCGUUCAAGUUUUGUCUCCUUGUCGUGAGGAGUUGAUCACUAGAACCGUGGAGUCGUUAAAGGGUGCCAAAAGAGCCACGGUGCAUAUUUACUUGGCCACUUCCGACUGUUUCCGUAAUGUUGUUUUUGGUCUUUCCAAAGAAGAAUCAAAGCGUAAAGCAGUUGAAUGUACUAAGUUGGUGCGAAAAUUAACUAAAGAUGAUCCUUCCACAGCUGGUACUGAUUGGGAUUUUGAAUUUUCUCCAGAAACUUUCUCAGAUACUGAUUUAGAUUAUGCUGUUGAGGUUUGUGAAGCUGUCAAGGCUGCCUGGGAACCAACUGAGGAAAAGCCAAUAAUUUUCAACUUACCUGCUACUGUUGAAAUGGCCACUCCAAACGUGUAUGCCGACCAAAUUGAAUAUUUCGCUACCCAUAUUUCCAAUAGAGAAACCGUUUGUAUUUCCUUACAUCCACACAAUGACCGUGGUUGUUCGGUUGCUGCUGCAGAAUUGGGUCAAUUAGCUGGUGCAGACCGUGUUGAAGGGUGUCUUUUCGGUAAUGGUGAACGUACUGGUAAUGUUGACUUGGUUACUUUGGCCCUUAACUUGUACACCCAGGGUAUUUCUCCUAAAUUGGAUUUCUCCGAUAUAAAUUCCGUGAUUGAUAUUGUUGAAAAGUGUAACAAGAUCCCCGUUCAUGCUAGAGCACCAUAUGGUGGUUCGCUUGUUGUUUGUGCAUUUAGUGGGUCGCAUCAAGAUGCCAUCAAGAAAGGGUUUGCUGCCCAUGAAAAGGAAAAGGAAAAGGCUCAAGGAAAACAAGUUCACUGGAAAUUACCCUACUUGCCAUUGGAUCCUCAAGAUAUUGGAAGAACUUAUGAAGCCAUCAUCAGAGUCAAUUCUCAAUCCGGUAAAGGUGGGUCAGCUUGGGUUAUUUUACGUAACUUGGAAUUAGACUUACCAAGAGGGUUACAGAUUGCAUUCAGUAAAGUUGUUCAAGAUCGUGCUGAAGUUAAGGGUCAAGAAUUAACCAAUGAAGAAUUGUGUGAAUUAUUCAAACAAGAAUACUUUAUUGACUAUGAUGAAGAUGCACCACCAACUCACUACAAAUUGGUUGACUAUUCUAUAACUUCUCCAAGCAAGGGAGUCAAGCAAAUCGAUGCUGAAUUAGAUAUCGACGGUAAGUCAGUCAAGAUCAGUGGUCAAGGUAACGGUCAACUUUCUGCUUUCACUGACGCUAUUUCCAAGCACUUUAACAUUGAUAUCACCGUCAAGAACUAUCAUGAACAUUCUCUUGGUGACAAUGACUCUGCUUCUCGUGCAGCAACAUACAUUGAAAUUGCCUUGGGUAAUAAAGUUACCAGAUGGGGUGUGGGUAUCCAUACUGAUGUUUCUCAAGCUUCUUUCUUGUCGCUUAUUUCUGUCUUGAAUGGAUUACAUAGAAAUGGUGAUCUCAAGUAAAGUGUUUUUAUUUAUUUGACAUUUCAAUUCCCCCGUGUUUAGUACAUAGUAAAGAAAAUCGUUUAUUUAGUAAACCAUGACCAUU